Hippocampus comes (tiger tail seahorse) is the source of this 908-nucleotide messenger RNA. RefSeq names its product rapunzel 2 (gene rpz2). The record is from RefSeq and is a predicted model, not a curated record. The coding region runs from base 115 to 834 and encodes 239 amino acids. The transcript has 2 exons. Lineage: Eukaryota; Metazoa; Chordata; Actinopteri; Syngnathiformes; Syngnathidae.
UUGGCAGGAAAGGGCUGUCUCUUCCGUAGGCCGGAAAAGGAAAAUGGUGGCUUGGGCAGACAGGCGGCUCCUGUAGGCACAGAGAUAGCAGCAGCUUUAUCCCUGAAGAACAAGAUGGCAGACAGCUCAAAGGUCAAGAAGACGGCCAUCACCGUGCUGACCUACGUGGAAAAGGUGUCCUCUUUCGCCUCAUCUUUUGACCCCAUCUUUGGGAUCGUCUCCUCCCUGGUGGGUGUGGCUCGGAAGGGUCUCAUGGACGAGGAGGGCCACGAGUUGGAUCAGGACUUCCAGGCCAUCCACAGCAAGCUGGAGAGCAUCUCUGAGAAGAACCGGCAGUGCCUGACGCAGAUCCGGAUCGACGAGGUCAAUGAGACCUUUGGGAAGUACGAGGAGUACAUCAAGCACCAGUACGCCGCCUUCAACGCCAUGGUGGCGCAGAUGAAGAAGGACCCAGACAACACAAAGCAUUACAUGGAGAACUUUGAGCGGAUCUACGAACGGGACAAAAUGGACACCAGCCUGGACGUGUACUACCGUGGUGUGAUGGGCACUGGCUCGCUCUUCGGCAGGCCCCUGCUGAGGGUCUACCUGGAGAACUGCAACGCUGACGCGGAAAUCAUGGAGCGCCAUUGCUCACACGUGGCCCACCUCUUCCACAUGGGCCUCAUCGCCCUCAUGGCCUACACUGUGGUCACUGAGGACGACGAGGACGAGGUACGCGAAAAGUGGGCUGCCAGAGUGCAGGAGAUUCAAGAGAAGAUGCAGGAGGUGCUCACCAUCUGCAACGUCAGGGAUCUUGACCCGCCUUCCGAUGACAAAAGUCCUGCUUCCUGAACCCGGACCGACAAGUCAAAUCCCACCAUCCAGCUGUGGACCAAUAGAAAAGCAGACCAAUCAUCUUGUUAUUC